AUGUUACUCUACUAUGUUCUUCUUCAUUUUUUUACAAUAAUCUUUUUCACAUAUUCUCAAUCAACUAUUUCUAUUGGAAUUAUUGAUGACAAUGAUUCUCCCAAAGGAAUACUUAAUAUCGCUAUACCAAAUAUAACUUUCUGUAAUCAUCAUGGUUUAAUAUUACAAAUUCGUUGGAUUAAUUCAUUAAACUCAUUAUUAGAUCUUCUUAAUGAACUGGAAGAACGAGCAAACCAUACACAUAUUUAUGUCGCACAUAAAGAUCAAUUUUCAACAAAAUUAAUUCAGGGUUUCUGUCAAACAUAUCGAAUACCAUGUGUUAGUAUGAAUUCACAAGGAAUAAUAACAACAACAUCAUUAACUCGUUCAUAUACAGCUAUGCCUGAUAUACUUCGUGUAUUAAUAAGUUAUUUAAAAUAUCAUUAUAUACGAGAAAUAGUAUAUAUUUAUGAUAAUGAAGAAGCAACAUAUCGUAUAUAUGAUUUACUUAAAUUAAUGAAUAAUGAUGAAUAUUUUAAUAAUUUCUCAUUAGAUAUAAGAGUAACACGACAUGAAGAUAUUUAUUCACUUUUAUAUAGUAUUGAUAUUCAUUCAAAUCAUAAAGAUCAACCACCAAAAUAUAUUGUGUUAGAUCUUAAAGCAUUCGUAGAUUAUGAAAAUAUGUUUGAUAAAAUUUCACAUAUGGGUCUUACUAGUGAUUUAUAUUACUAUAUACUUCUUUCAAGUUUUGAUGUUUGUUCAUGGAUGAAAGGAGUGAAUUUAACUGGACAUUUAAUUUAUUUUGAUUAUCAACAGCAUGAUUGUAAACUUGAUCAGCAACCAUCUUCUUCUUCUAGUGAAAAAAUUUCCUCAUCAUCAAAAUCUAAACAUCAUGCAACUUAUUAUCGAUCAACAUUAUCAUUUCGUAGUGAUCAUGAUCUAUAUAAAUCAUCAAAUUCUAAUCAAUCAAUAUCAAAUAAUACAGCAGAUAUUAAUAAUAGAAAAUUAAAUUUAUGUACAAAUAAACUUAAACGAAAUGAUGAAUAUUUUUCCUAUACAUAUUUUACUUCACAAUUAUCUAAAUCAUAUCAAACACGUGCACGUUCUUUAUAUGAUUCAUUAAAUUUAAUAAUACGUAUAUUUAAAUCAAAUUUAAUUGAUUGUAAAACAUUUCGUUUAAAACAAACUAAAACAAAAGUUUUCCAACAAAAUUUAACUGAUAUUAAUAUUUAUGCAAUAAGAAAAUCAAGUUUAAAUAUAUAUAAAAAUCAAAUUGAAUUAACAGGACGAUAUUCAAGUAUACAUGAUGAUUAUCAAUCAUGUGUUACAGAUAAACGUGCUGAAUAUUUAAGAAGAUACAAAGUAGCAACAUCAAGAAUGUAUUAUAUAACAAGUUUAUUUGAUGAACCAUUUCUUAUGUUACGUAAACGAACAGAUUUACAUGCAAAAUAUAGUCAUCCACAAGCUGAUUUAAAAGAAUUACGUGGUCGUUUAUUUGAUUUUCAUGAAUUAGAAGGAUUUUGUGUAGAUUUAGCUGAAAAAGUUUGUUCAAUUUUAAAUAUAACAUGUAAAUUUCAUAUUGUACGAGAUGGAGGUUUUGGAAGUAAAAAUGCAUCAACAGGCUCUUGGAAUGGAAUGGUUGGGGAAAUUGUAUCUCGUAUAGCGGAUAUGGCAAUUGCUCCGUUAACUAUUAGUCAAGUACGAAUGGAAGCAGUCGAUUUUAGCAAACCAUUUAUGAAUUUAGGCAUUUCUAUUAUGAUUUCAAAACCAGAUGCACAAAAACCAGGUGUAUUUUCAUUUAUGCAUCCAGUUUCGAUGGAAAUAUGGUUAUGUUUUUCGUUAGCUUAUUUUGCUGUUAGUGUUGUUUUAUUUCUAACAUCACGUGUUGUUAAUUCUGCUUGGCGUCGACGUGUUGUUCGUCAACCAUCUUAUCGUACGUAUACAUAUCCAAAAAGUGUUAAUGAUAAACAUAAAACUGAUAUUGAAUUACAUCGUCAAAAACGUGAUUCAGAAGAUUCAGGACGUUCAUCGGAAGUAACUAUAAUAACAACACCAUUGAAACAAACAGUUCGUCGUCGACAUCAUCAUCGAGCACGACAACAUACGUCUACACCAAUUAAUGAUGAUAUAAGAAUACAAAAGACAAAAGAUAUAGAAUUAAAACAAAAUGAUGUUCAUUUAUUUGGUAUUUCAAAUGCAUUAUUCUUUUCAUUUGCUUCAUUUAUGAGACAAUCAAUAAAUCUUGUACCUAAAUCAUUUUCUGGUCGAAUUGCUGCAACAUCAUGGUGGUAUUUUUCAUUGAUUUUUAUUUCAUCUUAUACAGCUAAUCUCGUCGCUUUUCUAACUGUGGAAAAAUUAGUUACACCUAUUGAAAGUGUCGAAGAUUUAGCUAAACAGCAAGAAAUAAAAUAUGGAUCAGUGCGAAAUGGAACAACAUCAGCUUUUUUUGAAAAAUCGAAUGUCACUGUUUUUCAACAUAUGUGGGCAGUUAUGCAACGAAGUUCAUCGGAAGUAUUUUUUACAUCUAAUGAUGAAGGUGUGGCAAAAGUUCGAAGUUCAAAAGGAAAAUAUGCAUUUUUUAUUGAAUCAACAAAAAAUGAAUAUGUUAAUGAACGAAGACCUUGUGAUACAAUGAAAGUUGGUUCUGAUUUAGAUUCGAAAGGUUAUGGAAUUGCUACAAGAUUAGGUUCAGAUUUAAGUGAAGCAAUUGAUAUUAUUGUAACAAGUCUUCGAGAAUCAGGUUUUAUGGAUAAACUUAAACAACGUUGGUGGUAUGAACGAUCUGAAUGUUCAUUAACGGCAAAAGAUAAACGUUUUAGUGAAUUAAGCCUUUCAAGUGUAACUGGUCUUUUUUAUAUAUUUUUAUUUGGAAUUAUUUUAUCAUGUGUUAUUGCUUUUUCGGAAUUUUUAAUAACAGCUAAAGCCGAAUCAGAAAAAUUACAAAUUAGUUUUCGAGAAAUUCUUCGGAUUAAAAUGAUCGAAAAUAUGGUUGGUAUUACAAUUAGUGCACAAAAACAAGUUGAAUUUGGUCGUAUUGAAAAUGAUUUUCAUGAUGAUCCUAAUCAUGAUGAACAAAAUGAAAUUAUUGAACAAUAUACAGAAUAUCAAUUACAAAAACCACAAAGUGAUGUUUAG
Adineta steineri is the source of this 3114-nucleotide messenger RNA. NCBI's taxonomy places the organism in Eukaryota, Metazoa, Rotifera, Eurotatoria, Adinetida, Adinetidae. The record is from the annotation of a GenBank genome assembly.